Messenger RNA from Raphanus sativus (radish), 738 nucleotides. Its product is annotated as 21.7 kDa class VI heat shock protein. NCBI's taxonomy places the organism in Eukaryota, Viridiplantae, Streptophyta, Magnoliopsida, Brassicales, Brassicaceae. The record is from RefSeq and is a predicted model, not a curated record. The transcript has 2 exons. The coding region runs from base 78 to 632 and encodes 184 amino acids.
AACUUGAUUCCAAAAUUCUCUCACACACAAACUCACAUUCCUUUUUUAUUCGUCCCAUUCUCUCUCUUAUUUCUCUCAUGACGAGUAGUAAUGGUAGCCUCAAAUUAGAGAUCCACACCGACGACAAGACGCCGGGAAAGUGGCGCGUACCGCUAGGUGAGGACGUUUUCCGGAGGUUCUUGAGCGGAGGAGGAGGCUCGGAGAAGGUUGUGUUCAGCGAGGGAUCUAUUUUCAGCCCGUUUUUGUUCGGGAAGUACUUUGAUCCGUCAGACGCGUUUCCACUAUGGGAAUUCGAGGCGGAUGUUUUGCUGGCGAGCCUCAGGAGCUUAGGACAGUGUAGAGUGGACUGGUCUCAAACCGAUCAAGCUUAUGUCCUUCAAUCUGACCUCCCUGUGGUGGGGAAAAAUAACGUGCAGGUGUAUGUGGACGCUAAUGGGAAAGUGAUGGAGAUUAGUGGCCAAUGGAAAACGGUGGCCAACGGCGAUUGGAGAAGCGGCCGGUGGUGGGAAUACGGCUACGUCCGUCGUCUCGAGCUUCCCGGCGAUGCCGACCUCAAAAAAUCCGAAGCGUUCAUCUCAAACAAAGACGACUACUCUUUCUUAGAGAUCAAAAUCCCCAAGAACAAGUUUUAAUCUGUUGAUUAUUAUUAUGGUUUCUUGAUAUGUUCCACGAAUAUCUUUUCCACGUAUACAAACAUACAACUGACACAAGUAUAGCAAGUCACUGAAUCUAAAUCAA